AUGGAAAACAAACAACAAAAUGCGAAUAUUUUGAUAGCCGGUCUACUUGUUCUCAUUAGUAUAUCAAGACCACGAUGGAUUUUAUCCGUCAAUCCAGGUGAGACAUCUCUUGGUCUUAUUGAGAUGUGUAUAACAUCAUCAUCAUCGUCAAAUAUCUAUGAACAGAAAUGUUUUAUUCCACAUCAUGUUCGUUCAGUAUGGAUAAUCUCAUUUGGUUUAGCUAUUGGUGCUCUUGGUCUUCUUACAUUAACUAUUCUUCUACUUCUUGCUUCACAACACACGGAGGCAGCUACUGUUGAAUAUGGUCGACUUACUGGAUUUGUUGCUAUGAUAUUUUUAUGUCUUUCAACUGUUCUUUUUCCAAUGGGUUUCGAUUCUGAAAUUAUUGGAGGUUCACCAUUUCAAUUACCAGCUGAUUUUCGUAUAGGAUCAAGUUAUGUUGCAUUCGUUGGUGGAACUUGGCUAAGCGUUCUUUCAGCAUUAGUUGCAGGAAAAAUGUGUUUACCACGAUUUGUUACCUGA
This is a messenger RNA of Adineta steineri, 522 nucleotides long. The record is from the annotation of a GenBank genome assembly. NCBI's taxonomy places the organism in Eukaryota, Metazoa, Rotifera, Eurotatoria, Adinetida, Adinetidae.